AUGAGAUGGGAGUCGGCGCGGAAGAAGAGGGUGGUGCUCCGCGUCGGCUACGUCGGCACCGAGUACCGAGCCAUCGAGUCAGUCUUGGAAUCUGCCAUCUUCAAGGCGGGGGGCAUUCUUGAGAGUAAUUAUGGAAAACUGCAAAAAGUUGGGUGGGAGAGGAGUAGCCGAACUGAUAAAGGGGUACACUCGCUGGCUACAAUGAUCUCCCUUAAAAUGGAAAUCCCUGAUAGAGCGUGGGAGAAUGAUCCUGAUGGCAUAUCUCUUGCCAGUUUUAUUAACUCAAAUUUGCCAAACAAUGUCAGGGUUUUUAGUAUCUUGCCUGCACAAAGGAGUUUUGAUGUAAGGAGGGAGUGCUUAUACCGUGAGUACUUCUAUCUUCUUCCUGCUGAAACUAUUGGAAUUAAAGAUGGUUGUAGCUCUGAAGAAGUGCAAGAGCACUUGUCAGAGUUCAACAGCAUACUGAAAGGUUUCGAGGGAAACCAUCCAUUUCAUAAUUACACAGCACGUGCCAAGUACAGAAAAGUUCUUGCGGGAAGACAGCGAAGGGUGAAAGGUGCAAGUUCGACACUGAAGUCCAUGUCCUCUGAAAUGGGUAUGGAAGAAAGCUCUUCUGAAGAGAACACCCCUUCAGAGCAUGAUGAAGACCUGAAUAUUUCAUCAAUGAUUGAUUCUGGUGUAUGUGAAGACAGUUGUAUGAAUGAUAUUGCCAAAGGUUCUGAGAAUCGGAGUUCAUCAGGAAUUCAAUUUGUGGAAUUGACCAUAUACGGAGUAUCCUUCAUGCUACAUCAGAUCCGGAAGAUGGUUGGAACUGCGGUGGCAGUGAAGCGUGGAUUACUACCCAAAGAUAUCAUUGAACUGUCUCUAGCAAAGUUUUCUAGAAUAGUUCUACCAAUAGCUCCAUCAGAAGUCCUGAUCCUUAGAGAUAAUAGUUUCUGCACGAAAAAUAAGGAAGGGAGAAUUGUUCGCCCUGGGAUCCAGUCAAUUAGCAAUUCGGCGGAAAUCAGGAAGGGGGUUGAGGAAUUCUACAAGGCUGCUCUUCUGCCUGAGAUAGCGAAAUUCUUGGACCCAACUAUGCCGCCAUGGAAAGAAUGGGUAGAGAACUUGGACCGGUUUGCCAGCAUACAAGAUUCACAGCUGGAUGAAGUUAGGGAGGCCUAUAGAAUAUGGAAGGCUGAUUAUGACCGAGUGAAGAUGGCUAGAAAGAGUGCUGAAGCUGCUCAUAAGGUGGACAAAUAA
Messenger RNA from Panicum virgatum (switchgrass), 1239 nucleotides. RefSeq names its product putative tRNA pseudouridine synthase. The record is from RefSeq and is a predicted model, not a curated record. Gene Ontology annotation, cellular component: nucleus. Bases 1 to 1239 code for a protein of 412 amino acids. The transcript has 7 exons. NCBI's taxonomy places the organism in Eukaryota, Viridiplantae, Streptophyta, Magnoliopsida, Poales, Poaceae. Gene Ontology annotation, molecular function: RNA binding; pseudouridine synthase activity. Gene Ontology annotation, biological process: mRNA pseudouridine synthesis; tRNA pseudouridine synthesis.